CUAAAAUUUAUGAGUAUGGGUUCAUGUCAUUUCGAUAUUGAGGAUAACUCCAUGUCCCAGGACCAAAAUUAGUCCGUAUCGUUCUUCAAAUUAAGAUUACUCUUAUAUAAUAAACUAAAUACAAUUUUUUAAUGCAGAAAGACAUGAAAAAGCUUUUUUUUUUUUCCCAUAUCUUUAAAAUGUAAUUAUUCUUGUGCAUGCUUGUAAAAUAAAGUUUGGAAAAUGCAUACUUCAUGUCUUCAUUUGAAUAAUAUAAGCCCUGUAUCAACCUAGACCGAGACAUGGGUCUGCAAAACUUGUGUCACAGAGUUCAAAGAGUGUCCAGUUAUGACACGAAUCAGAAGUUACAUGCUUUAUGGAAAUCGGGGAGGACUAAUGAAGCUCGCCAACUGUUUGAUAAUAUGCCCCAGAGAGAUGAGUUUUCUUGGAAUACAAUGAUUGCUGCUUAUUCUGAUUCAGGGAACUUGAGUGAAGCUAAAAAACUUUUUGACGAGACUCCAAAGAAAAGUGCUAUUACUUGGUCUUCUUUGAUCACGGGGUUUUGUCGAAAUGGUAGCGAAUUUGAGGCUCUUGAGUUGUUUUGGCAAAUGGGGUUUGAAGGUUACAAGCCAAGUCAAUUUACAUUAGGUAGUGUUCUUAGAAUGUGUUCGAUGAAAUGUUUGUUGUCUAGAGGGGAACAAGUUCAUGGGUAUGCUGCAAAAGUUGGGUUAGAUAAGAAUGAUUUUGUUGUCACGGGGCUGGUUGAUAUGUACUCGAAGUGCAGAAGGAUUAUGGAAGCUGAGUAUUUGUUUGGGACGAUGGCUAAUGGGAGAAAUCAUGUUUCUUGGACUGCUAUGAUUAGUGGUUACUCUCAGAAUGGUGAGGAGCUUCGAGCGAUUGAGUGUUUUCGUGAUAUGCGGGCAGAGGGUGUGGAGUGUAAUCAAUAUACGUUUCCCAGUGUGUUCACAGCUUGUGCAGCGUUAUCUGCUUGUGGGUUUGGGGCACAAGUCCAUGGUUGCGUUGUUCGUGGUGGUUUUGAGACAAAUGUGUUUGUUGAGAGUUCUUUAGUUGACAUGUAUGCCAAAUGUGGGGACUUUAGAAGUGCAAAGAAGGCGUUGGAAUUGAGGGAGACUGAUGAUGUGAUUUCAUGGAAUUCUAUGAUAGUUGGGUGUGUUAGGCAUGGUUUGAAAGAGGAAGCACUAUUAAUGUUCAAAAAUAUGCAUUCAAAAGAUAUGGAAAUUGACGACUAUACGUUCCCCUCAGUUUUGAACUCUUUGGCUUCCAUGAAUUAUGAAAGAUAUGCGAAAUCUGUUCAUUCUAUGAUUGUCAAAACUGGCUUUCAUGCUUACAAGUUAGUAGGCAAUGCUUUAAUGGACAUGUAUGCAAAACGGAAUGACUUAGGUUCAGCGUUCAAGGUGUUCAACAGCAUGACAGACAAGGAUGUUGUUUCAUGGACCUCCCUUGUGACGGGUCAUGCACACAAUGGUGCCCCUGAAGAAGCUCUGAAGCUGUUUUGUGGGAUGAGGAUUGCAGGAAUUGAGCCUGAUCAGGUUGUCAUCUCGAGCGUCUUGAGUUCAUGUGCUGAACUGACAACUCUGAAAUUUGGCCAGCAGGUCCAUGCAAAUUAUAUUAAAUCUGGGUUUGGUUCAUCCUUAUCUGUCGAUAAUUCUCUUGUAGCUAUGUAUGCAAAAUGUGGGAAUAUAGAAGAUGCAAGUUGUAUAUUUUAUUUGAUGCAAAUAAGGAAUGUUAUUUCUUGGACUGCUCUUAUUGUUGGAUAUGCUCAAAACGGUAGGGCGAAGGAAUCUUUGCUACUCUAUGACUUGAUGACUGAAAGUGGCAUAAAACCUGAUUUUAUUACUUUUAUUGGCCUACUUUUUGCUUGCAGUCAUGCAGGUCUUGCCGAACAGGCACAUCAAUACUUUGAAUCUAUGACCAGAAUUUAUGGAAUCAAGCCAGGUCCAGAUCAUUAUGCUUGUAUGAUUGAUCUUCUAGGACGCUCUGGGAAAAUGCUCGAGGCUGAGAAGUUACUGGAUGAGAUGGAUGUUGAACCUGAUGCAACUGUAUGGAAAGCAUUGCUUUCAGCAUGUAGAGUACAUGGAGUUGUUGAACUGGCUGAGAGGGCUGCGGAAGCACUGUUUAAAUUGGAGCCGCAAAAUUCCGUGUCUUACGUGAUGUUAUCAAAUAUCUAUUCUGCAGCUGGUAAAUGGGAAGAUUCUGCCAGAAUCAGACGGUUGAUGAAAAAUAAAGGUAUUUCUAAAGAACCUGGGCGUAGUUGGAUAGAAAUGAAUAGUCAAGUACACGCCUUUACGUCUGAAGACAGAAGUCACCCAAAUAUUGAUGAUAUAUAUUCCAAGAUCGAUGAAGUCAUGAGAUUGAUCAAGGAAGCUGGCUAUGUGCCUGACAUUAAUUAUGCACUUCACGAUGUAAAUGAAGAAGUUAAGGAACAUGGCCUUGCUUAUCACAGCGAAAAAUUGGCUGUUGCUUUUGGGCUCCUUUUCGUGCCAAAGUCUGCACCUAUUCGGAUAUUCAAGAAUCUAAGGGUGUGUGGGGACUGCCAUGUUGCUAUGAAAUUUAUAUCGAAAGUUUUUCAGAGGCAUAUUAUACUAAGGGACUCCAACUGUUUCCAUCAUUUCAUCGAAGGAAAAUGUUCUUGUGGUGAUUACUGGUAGGAAGUUCUUUUAAUUUAUUCCUCUCCAGUUUAUUUCCUGGUCAAGAGACCAGGGGAUCCAUUCUUCAGUGCAUGGGUGUACAUUAUAAACACUGCAAAUCUGAACUCUGCUUGCACACGUCCUGCUUUGAUAUGAAGAGGCAAGAUCACAGUCUUCACGCUUAUGGUCCCUGCAACUUGACAUGUAUUCAGGCUGAAUAUGAAGGCGGUGAAUGCUUCAAUGACAGUCAAACAUGAGCACAACAAUACGAGAUAUGUUGAAGAUUGUAAGGUAUGUUAAUUUCUCCUUUGACAGUAGAAGAGGGUAGUGCAAAAACUAAUGUAAAAGUGGUAGAUGAGAAAACAAGUUGGAAGGCAGAUUCAGAUAUCUUAUACAGAAUUUUGGUUCACAUUAUCAUAUAACAAAAACAAAUCCUUUGGUCCUCAGAUUUUUUCUUGAAUUUAGGCUCUUGGAGGGUUCAUAUUAUCCUGUCAGAUUCCUGCGUAAUAGUAUAUUACUGGAUUGAAGCAAUUACUGAUUUGCAGGAGUAGUUCUUCAAAAAAAAGUCGUAUGAUGCGGAAUAUCAUAAUUAAGGUAAAGCUGCUGCAUGCCUCCUGUUAAAACAUUUCUUCAACUCGGGAGAAAAAGAUACUCCAUCAUACACGAUGAUUUUGAUUUUUGGAGUAUUUUGUUAGGCUUUCCUGUCGACUUGUAUACAAAACCUUAAACAGGUUUUAUACAUCCUCAAGCCAAUAGACUGCAAAGCACAAUCCCAUACUUGGAAUUGAAUUUCUCAACAUUGAAUCAAUAGCAACUGACAAAAGAAGUAUCUCAGUUCAUAUAUGUUGUACAUCUGAAAGUGCAUGUUUGAUUGACAUUCAAAUUUCAAUCAAUUGUGACUUGGACACGUCGGUUUACAGUUGUACUUGAUGUGUAACCCUCUCAAUCUGUUCUCAGACACGCCAAAAUAUCUGCAAUAUGAGUUUUUUUGUUUUUUUUUUUAAUGUGAAAGGAUUCUG
Messenger RNA from Daucus carota subsp. sativus, 3646 nucleotides. RefSeq names its product pentatricopeptide repeat-containing protein At4g21065. Gene Ontology annotation, molecular function: protein binding; zinc ion binding; RNA binding. Lineage: Eukaryota; Viridiplantae; Streptophyta; Magnoliopsida; Apiales; Apiaceae. The coding region runs from base 282 to 2648 and encodes 788 amino acids. Gene Ontology annotation, biological process: RNA modification. The record is from RefSeq and is a predicted model, not a curated record. Gene Ontology annotation, cellular component: intracellular membrane-bounded organelle. The transcript has a single exon.